Plasmodium malariae is the source of this 4407-nucleotide messenger RNA. RefSeq names its product chromatin remodeling protein, putative. NCBI's taxonomy places the organism in Eukaryota, Apicomplexa, Aconoidasida, Haemosporida, Plasmodiidae. The transcript is spliced from 5 exons. Gene Ontology annotation, cellular component: nucleus. Bases 1 to 4407 code for a protein of 1468 amino acids. Gene Ontology annotation, molecular function: DNA binding; ATP-dependent chromatin remodeler activity; ATP binding. The record is from RefSeq and is a predicted model, not a curated record.
AUGUUUAGGAAUGUGAGAGAGUAUUUUAAAGGAAAUAAUGAGAAAAAUGAAAAUAGUGACAAUGUCACAGUAGUAGAUAAUAAUAAAAACAAUGUAAAUAACUUGAAUGAUGUAAAUAAUGUCUUUUAUAAUGAAGAUAAUUAUAAUAAUUAUUUAGACGAUGCCUCAUAUAAAGGUGUCAAUGGUAUAUGUAGGGAAGAACAGGUCGAAGAAAAUAAUUUUAAAAAAAAUUAUGAAAGUUAUAAUGAUUUAGAUAAUGCUAAGAAAGCAUAUAAUGCAAGUGGUGAAGAAAAUAAUAAAAAUAAGGACCAUAUUGGGAAAGGCCUUUCUUAUGAAAAUAAUAGUUCAUUAAGGAAUAAUUUUCCCAGUGGCUCAAAUCGCAUUAUAAAUGGGAAUGUCCAUGCGCCACUUGCCAAUGGUGAUAAUAAAGGUUUUUAUAGAGAUGAUGACAAUAAUAAUAACAGUAAUUAUUACAGUAAUGAUGACUGUGACGGUAACAGUAAUGGUAACAGUAAUGAUGACAGUAAGGAUGUUAAAAAUAUCGGUAAUAGAAUGUAUAACGAUGAAGGCAUUGUAAGAAGUGGACUUAGCAAUGAUAGAAAUUCUUGUUGUUUAAAUGAAAAUGGGAAAAAAGAGAUGAGAACUUUAAGCAGUAAGAAUACUUUUCUUAAAAGAAGAAAAUUGACCGAAACAGAGGAGACGAGCGAACUGGGGGAAGCGAAUGGAGUGAUAAAAGAAGGAGAGAAUAAAAAGGAUGAAGCUCAAGAAAUAAAAAAUGAGAAAUAUACGAAAAGUGAAAUUCCAAAUGAAGGGAUUUAUGAAAGGGAAAAUAGUUCUACGGAACUAGAUUCUACUAACAAUAAGGAUAUUGUUAAUAUUAAUAAUGUAUGUAAGAACAAUAAUGAUAGUGGAGAAAAUGAAGAGAAGGUGAAUUAUUUGCAGGAUAAAUUAGAACUUUUAUUAUCCGAAACUAAGCGAUUUACUGAGAAAUUGUCUGGUCAACGACUAAAAGUGAAUACUCAAUUAAAAAGUAAAAAAAGUGGACGCUGUGCAAUGACAGAAAAAGAAGAGGAUUAUAUGUUAUUAAAAGAUGCUAAUGAGGAUGAUGAAUCUUUUAUAAUAAAGCAACCGAAUAAUAUUAAUGGUUGCAUGAAGCCUUACCAAAUAGAAGGGUUGAAUUGGUUAUAUCAGUUGUAUAGACAUAAAAUAAACGGCAUAUUAGCAGAUGAAAUGGGAUUAGGUAAAACAUUACAAACAAUUAGUUUAUUGUGUUAUUUAAGAUUUAAUAAAAAUAUAAAAAGAAAAAGUAUUAUAAUAUGUCCUAGAUCUACUUUAGACAAUUGGUAUGAAGAAAUAAAAAAAUGGUGUAGUGAAAUGAAAGCACUUAAAUAUUAUGGAAAUAAAGAACAAAGAAAAGAACUAAAUAAGAAGGUAUUACAUACAGAUUAUGAUGUUUUAUUAACUACAUACGAAAUAGUUAUAAAGGAUAAAUGUGCGCUAUACGAUAUUGAUUGGUUUUUCUUAGUAAUAGAUGAAGCACAUAGAAUUAAGAAUGAUAAAAGUGUUUUAAGUUCCUCUGUUCGUUUUCUCAAAUCAGAAAAUAGAUUGUUAAUAACAGGUACACCUUUACAUAAUAAUUUAAAAGAAUUAUGGUCUCUAUUAAAUUUUUUAAUGCCAAAAAUAUUUGAUAACUCAGAAGAAUUUGACAACUUAUUUAAUAUAUCAAAAAUUAGCACAAAUGAUAAUAAACAAAGUGAAAUAAUUACUCAGUUGCAUACUAUUCUGAAACCCUUUAUGCUUAGGAGAUUAAAGGUAGAAGUAGAACAAUCAUUACCACCGAAAAGAGAAAUUUAUAUCUUUGUUGGUAUGUCCAAAUUACAAAAAAAAUUAUACUCAGAUAUAUUAAGUAAAAAUAUUGAUGUAAUAAAUGCUAUGACAGGUAGUAAGAAUCAAAUGUUAAAUAUUUUAAUGCAAUUAAGAAAAUGUUGUAAUCAUCCUUAUCUUUUUGAUGGUAUUGAAGAACCUCCAUAUAUAGAAGGAAAUCAUUUAAUAGAGACAUCAGGGAAGAUGUCUUUAUUAGAUAAGUUAUUACCUAGACUAAAAAAAGAAAAUUCUAGAGUAUUAUUAUUUUCUCAGAUGACUAGGCUUUUAGAUAUUAUAGAUGAUUAUUGUAGAUGGAAGAAUUAUGAAUAUCUACGAAUAGAUGGAUCGACAGUAGGAGAUGAGAGACAGAUACGAAUUAACCAAUUUAAUGAACCCAAUAGUAAAUAUUUCAUUUUUUUGUUAUCUACCAGAGCAGGAGGAAUUGGUAUUAACCUGACCACUGCAGAUAUUGUUAUCCUAUUUGACUCAGAUUAUAACCCACAAAUGGAUAUUCAGGCAAUGGAUAGAGCACAUCGUAUAGGUCAGAAAAAACGAGUUAUUGUAUACAGGUUUGUUACGCAGAAUUCUGUGGAGGAAAAGAUUGUAGAAAGAGCAGCAAAGAAAUUAAAAUUAGAUUCUUUAAUUAUUCAGAAAGGGAAAUUAAAUUUAAAUAUGAAAGAAAAUAAUAAACAAGAAUUACACAAUAUUUUAAAUUUUGGGGCUCCUGAAGUUUACAAGACACAAGACAUCUCAUCUAUUUCUGAUGAAGAUAUCGAUAUUAUUCUAGCGGAUGCAGAAAAGAGAACUUUAGAAAUUGAAAACAAACUAAAAAGUUUAGAAAAUAUAUUUGAUUUAUCUAAUAUAUCUUUAGAUGGAGGAUUAAACAUGUAUAAUGAUUUAGAUAAAGAUGGUUCAGGUGAAUCGAGUUAUGAGGAAUGCUCAGAUUCUGUAGGGGUUGAUGGUAAAGGUUCUUCAGAAGGUAAUAAUUUAAGUGGGGUGAAGAAAAAAGGAAAAAACAUUAACAAGAUAAGGAGUACAAUAAAGAAAUUUUUAAAAAAUAAUAAAAAGAAUAUGACAUUUUUAGAUUUAGGAGAAAGAAAAAGUAAAUGGAAAGUCAUGAAUACUGCAGGCACUAGAACAAAUAAAAAGAAAAUGGUUCUUCAUGGAUGGAGAGCUGAAGCUAGAGGAGGACAUGAUUUUCAAUUUUUUAAUAAUGAAAAAUUAGAUGAGUUAGAAAAAAUCGAAGAAAGGUGGAAUAUUCAUCGUAUGAAUGAACAAAAAGUAAAGGAUAUAAUUGAAGCACAAGCUAAGAAAGAGAAUUUUGAGAAAAUAAUCAAUUUUUCAGAUUUUCUAGAUAUACAUGCGAAGGAUAUUUACGAUAUUAUUAAUUUGACUUACCCAACCAUAUUCGAAGAGUAUAAUAAUGAGGAGGAGGAAGAGGAUGAGGAGGAUCAUAAUAUCAAUGAUAACAACCUGUUCCCCUAUAAUCACAACCAUGGUAGUGCCACUACAUCUACAACUGCGAAUAAUCAUCAUAAUAGUAAAAAUAAUUAUAAUCAUAAUCAUGAGCAGCGCAACGUAAAGAAAAGCACAGGAUGCAGUGAUAACAGCACAGAACAUUUUAAAGGAAAAAUUUUAAGGCUGAUGGAAUCUAGGAAGAAGCUAAACAUGAUAAAAUUUAGAGAUAAGAAUGUCAAAAGUUGUUUUGAUUAUAUAGCAAACUUUAUUAAAAGGCAUCUUGGAGAGACAAACAACGAUAGUGGGAAUAGUAAAAAAAAUAAAAAAAACAAAAAAAACAAAAAAAAAGGGGAUGAUGAUAUAUCUAAUAUAGAUAUUGAAAAAGUAAAAAGCGAAAAGCAGGAACUCUUAAAAGAGGGGUUCUCCAAAUGGAAUAAGGCAGAAUAUAACAAAUUAAUGAAUGGGUUAAUAAUUUAUGGGUGUGAUGAAAUUGAAUACAUAUAUGAAAAGUAUUUUAGGAACUCAAAAAAAUCGAUGGAGGAUAUAAGAGCCUACUUGAGGGUUUUUUUUAGAAAAUACAAUCAAGUGAAGGGGGGAAUUAGACUUUUUGAUAAAAUCCAGAAAUCAGAUAUGCAGAGGCAGCUUAUACAAGAGGAAAAUGACCUGAUUGCAAAUUUUGUGGAAAAGCAACUCUCUGAGGGUGUAGAUGCCAUUGAUAAACUUGAGCUUCCAUCGAAUUUGUCCUAUGAUUAUAUUCUGAAACCCGAAGACACUUUAUAUAUGACAGAGGAAGUUAAGGAAGAGAAAGAAAAAGAAAAAAAUAAUUCUAAUGAUGAGGAAAUUUUAUAUUAUAAACGAGAAAAUAAAAUAUUACUAUGGUUGCUUUAUCAAGAGGGAGUCGUUCAAAUCAAAAACAUUCACAUUUUGACACCGUACUAUUGGUCUGAGGCCUACAAUUUUUUUAAGUACGCUAGUACCCCAUUGGAAAACAUUGAGUACAGAUGUAGACUUAUCGUUGAUGCUAUUGUCGAACAGGGCAGAAGAAACACAAAAGUUUCAAAUACCAAGGAAAAAAGAAAAACCUGA